Molecule: messenger RNA, 6125 nt
Organism: Loxodonta africana (African savanna elephant)
Lineage: Eukaryota; Metazoa; Chordata; Mammalia; Proboscidea; Elephantidae
Gene: FAM20A
Product: FAM20A golgi associated secretory pathway pseudokinase
Exons: 11
Coding region: 16-1641 (541 amino acids)
Biological process (GO): enamel mineralization
Cellular component (GO): Golgi apparatus
Molecular function (GO): protein serine/threonine kinase activator activity
Source: RefSeq, a predicted model, not a curated record
CGCCCCGACUGGGCCAUGCCGGGACUGCGCCGGGACCGCCUGCUGACCCUGCUGCUGCUGGGCGCGCUGCUCUCUGCCGACCUCUACUUCCACCUUUGGCCCCAAGUGCAGCGCCAGCUGCGGCCCCGGGAGGACCCGCCGAGCUGCCCCUGCGCCGGUCGCGCCUCCUCCCCUGCCUCGGACUCCGCCGCAGCGUCCUCGGACUCCGGCCCGGCCGCGCGCAACUUUUCCCAAGCCGGGCCCCAGACUGAGCCGGGCGGCGACAGCCGCAGCGGCCCGGGCUCCAAGCUGCAGGCCCUCUUCGCGCACCCGCUGUACAGCGUCCCGGAGGAGCCGCCUCUCCUGGGCCCCGAAGACUCGCUACUGGCCGGCCAGGAGGCGCUGCGGUAUUACCGGAGGAAAGUGGCCCGGUGGAACAGACGACACAAGAUGUACAAAGAGCAGCUGAACCUCACCUCCCUGGACCCCCCACUGCAGCUCCGACUCGAGGCCAGCUGGGUCCAGUUCCACCUGGGUAUCAACCGCCAUGGGCUGUACUCCCGGUCCAGUCCCAUCGUCCGCCAACUUCUCCAUGACAUGGGGCAUUUUCCCACCAUCAGUGCUGAUUACAGUCAGGACGAGAAAGCCUUGCUCGGAGCGUGUGACUGCACCCAGAUCGUGAAACCCAGCGGGGUCCACCUGAAGCUGGUGCUGAGGUUCUCAGACUUCGGGAAGGCCAUGUUCAAACCCAUGAGACAGCAGCGAGAUGAGGAGACGCCUGAGGACUUUUUCUAUUUCAUUGACUUCCAGAGACACAACGCUGAGAUUGCCGCUUUCCACCUAGACAGGAUCCUGGACUUCCGACGGGUGCCACCAACAGUGGGAAAGCUAGUGAAUGUCACCAAGGAAAUCCUAGAGGUCACCAGGAAUGAAAUCCUGCAGAGUGUUUUCUUUGUCUCUCCAGCCAGCAACGUCUGCUUCUUCGCCAAGUGUCCCUACAUGUGCAAGACAGAGUAUGCUGUUUGUGGCAACCCCCACCUGCUGGAGGGCUCCCUCUCCGCCUUCCUGCCGUCCCUCAACCUGGCCCCCAGGCUGUCUGUGCCCAACCCCUGGAUCCGCUCCUACUCGCUGGCAGGAAAAGAAGAGUGGGAGGUCAAUCCGCUUUACUGCGACACAGUGAAACAGAUCUACCCGUACAAUAGCAGCAACCGGCUCCUCAACGUCAUUGACAUGGCCAUCUUCGACUUCUUGAUAGGAAACAUGGACCGCCACCAUUAUGAGAUGUUCACAAAGUUUGGGGAUGAUGGCUUCCUUAUUCACCUGGACAAUGCCAGAGGGUUCGGACGACACUCCCAUGAUGAGCUCUCCAUCCUCUCGCCUCUCUCCCAAUGCUGCAUGAUAAAAAAGAAAACGCUUCUGCACCUACAGCUGUUGGCCCAAGCCGACUACAGGCUCAGUGAUGUGAUGCGGGAAUCGCUGCUGGAUGAUCAGCUCACCCCCGUGCUCACAGAGCCUCACCUCCUUGCCCUGGACCGGAGACUCCAAAUCAUCCUCAAGGCAGUGGAGGGAUGCAUAGAGACCCACGGGGAAGACAGUGUCGUUGCCGGCGGCCCAGCAGAACAGUCAGCCCCAUACUCUGGCCCGGUUAAAUGGACAAGUUAGGGACCAGAAGUCAGACGUCAGCAGUGGACUCCCAAACGCUGACCACUUCUCCCUUCCACCUACUGAUGCUGCGGGCCAUGAGUCAUGAGCUCAGGAAGGACGUAGGGCACUGGGACUAUUUUAAAACCACAAGUGGGAUCCACUGAACUUGAUCUUUUAUUCUUGGUGAGUGGCUUCUAGAGAGAAUUGCCUUGGCUCCCUUUCCCAGAAAGCACUGACUUCAUAAAGGCCACAGACUAAGCCCUCUGGGAAUCUGGAUAUGGGUCAGGCUUCGAAGUCUUGGAAGCACUGUUCCCAGGACAGUAUUAACUGUAACGAAUAAAAUAAAAGGACAUCAAGUGGCUAUCUAACUGCCCUUCAGAUCCUUAUUGUGUCUACAGGUAAAAGGGUAAUUCCUGGUCCAGAUAAAACACGAUCACCUGGCGUAUCACAAGGAGGCUAAAAAACGGCAAACAGUAACCCGCGAAGUGGAUCAAAUGAGACUUCACACUUUCUACCUAUGUUCCAGUCCUUGUGACCCGAUCUGAAUACAAGAAUCCCACUGACUGAUCUCAGAUGACUUCUCAAAUCCAGCCAUUUCUGUGACAAUGGACUGGUUUUCAAAUGCCCCAAAACAGAAAUUUUGUUGUACUUUACAAACUCACAGUACUGAAGAACUGACCCAAAAAAAAUGCAAUGCCAUCUGACAAAAACUAAGUAUUGGCUGUUAUCUUUUCCCUCCUUCCUCCCCUAAACCAAUCUAGAAGACGAGUUAACUGAAUUUGACCGCAACAAGCAGAAACCCAACCACUCCCAUUGCUGUCAAUUCCAACUCAUAGGGACCCUACAAGACAGAGCAGAACUGCCCCCUAGGGUUUCCAAGGUGCAUCUGAAUUGCCGACCUUUUGGUUAGCAGCCGUAGCUCUUAACCACUAUGACACCAGGGUUUCCACAAUAUUCAGAGUACUUAAAUACAUUAUUCACUUAUCUUUGUGUUAUUUUUUGACUAACAAAAUUGAGGCUCUAUCCUUGAGCCCCAGUGGCACAUUGGUUAAGAGCUCAGCUAACCAAAAGGUCAGCAGUUCAAAUCCACCAGCUGCUCUUUGGGAAACCCGAUGGGACAGUUCUAAUCUGUCCUAUAGGGUCACUAUGAGCCGGAAUCAACGGCAACAGGUUUGGCUUUGGUUUGGUCAUUUGUCAAAAAAUAUCAGAAAACAAAGGAUUCCAUCCCUAGUACUAUCAAUUCUUCCAACAUGUUCAUUUUGAACUAUUGUUCAACUUCCAUGAAAUAAAAAUUCUCCCGUCUCUAUGUAAAACUGUUUCAUGUUGUCAGUAACAACUAAAGAAUCGUACAGUAUGUGAGCUGGUGAGGAGAUGAGUUUGAAGGAAUUUAUCUUAACCUUUUCUAAAGUCAGAAGGACAAUUUGUUAAGUAUGAAGUCGACACAAAGAAAAAAAGACUUUGGAGCUCUAUUAACAGAUGAUACAGAAAGCUCUCCAUCUAGUGGUGGAUUAUAAAAUCACAAAGCUACUCUGAUCAGCUGAACUGGCAGAAUGUUCACAAAAUGAACACAAUUACACUUAUUAGCGGUUUUGCUUUUAGGUGGAGUCCAGAUGAAGUCACAACUGUGAGCUUAUGUUCUAGCUGUUUGUGUACACACUAGCUUCUCUAUCAAAAUUCCAUGGAGUAAGAAGGGAGAUUUAAGGUUCUCCUGCCUUUUGAAUUCCAGGAACUACAGACUUUACUGGUUGGUAGCUACUAUGACAGAAAACUUAGUGGGCAUUUUAACUGCUUUUCCAGCCACUGCUCCUUACAGUCAUUUUAGUCCAUCUAGAAACACACCGCCAGAGUCUAAGAAAAGUACAAAGAGGGUUUAGCUAUAAAUUUGGCAGUACUAAAACUGACAUGCUACUUCAGUUUCAAAAUGUCAAUACUUACAUCAUGAAAAUACAAAAAAAAAAAAAAAAAAAUUCUACAUGAGCCACCAUUUUGGAGGGAGAAUUAAAUGAUAACAAACCAGGGCAGUCAACUCAGUAAAGUCUUCUUUAUAGUCUGUUGUGAUUCUGGAGGCUCUAAUUUCAAUGGGCUGGAGAAAGGAAUCGCUGAACCCAGACAAGGCACACACUGCCACACAGCACAAAUUAAAGAACAUUCUUCCAGAAUACAACACAUCUCCAGCUUCACUGUAUGUGAAAAAACUGGUAUCAAUGUACCAAUGAGUACAACUUCAUCAUCUCAGAAAUCUGAGUAAUAAGCUUCAGAAAUAAGCCUUUAUGUAUGUCACACAUAAAAACAUAGAAAAAAAACAAAUACCUAAAUACAUAUGUUAAAGUUAAACCAAAGAGCACGCCAACCCAGAAACGCUGUUUCCCUAGUAAGUCUAAGAAAGGUCCAAGGCACCAGACCCAGUCUUGUCUUCAACGAAAAGGAAAUUUUUGGCUUUUGAUUUAAUCUUUUCCUUCCAUGACUCCACAGAGAAAUCUGCUACAUCUCAAUUACCCUGUAAAGAAGGUGUGAGAGCCAUUCUUUCACUAACGUGCUGAAGCGAGUAUCACUGAAAAUAAACACAUUACUCUUUUAAAACACUGAUCCUAUAACAUCACUUUUACUUUUCAUUCUCACUCAGCAGAGCAAGUUUUGGGGGGAUGGAGGACACUGAGAAGAGACAGGAGAAAGGGAAGAAAAACUGAUUACAUUUAAGAUUUUAAAUUAUUUAGUUUGUUUUUUUUUUAUUUGACCUACCGUUAAGACAAUCUAUAACAAAAAGAUAGAGUAUAUUAGCACAUACAGUAUAAUCAGACCGUUAGGCAAGAAACAAUACAAAAUGGUCCUUUGGCCAUCUAUACUUUCUAGAGCAGCAGAUUUCAUAAACUCACUCACCGAGCUCAGAAAUAAAGGCUUCUAAAGCCCUGAAUAUCAACUAAGACAAACUAUGCCAUUUGUGAUCGUUACACAUAUGCUUAAGAUUGCACAAAGAUAAAGCUUUAAAUGUAAAUCAUUUUUAAGUUUAGACUUACGUUAAAAUUUCUUAGAUUAAAAACCACAAAAGGGAGUAAACAGCAAGCCGAAUGAUUUAAAGGUCAAACUUAUAUAGAAAGCAUGAUAUGUACCUAAAUAUACAUGAACAUGACUAUAUACAUGUAUGAAACUGUGCAAUUUUAUGGCAUUCUAAAUAACUCGAUUAAGUACAUUUUUGGCAUUUAAACAAAGAUCAAAUUGAGCUUUAAGCUAAUAAGAACAAUUUUUAUUUUUCGCUUUUUAAAUAUAAAAAGAGCAGCUAAACACAAAGUACAGAUCAGAAAGCCCUCAUUCAACAUAUAGAUUAUCCUGAAAAAUAAAAACAUUUGUAACAAGGUGACUUUCUCUCCCACAUUAAAAUGUAAAUAAAACCUCCUCCCCAGACUUCUACACCAACCUGGAGACAACCUGAAGUAUGCCAAUCUGUGAAAAGCUACCACAAGCAAUUUAAAUGACCUGGGAAGGGCAGGAGAGGAGGUUAAUAAUCAGAGCCAGUUGCACACAGAUGGAAAAAUGCUUGCAGUCACUCCCGAAUACACCCCUACAUUACAUAUAAAUCACAGUGGAAAUAAAAGUGCCUACACUAUGGAACAGUGAAAUUUUGUUUAGAAAAAAAAUAAACGGCUGGGUAUCAUUGGUGCACAUGUAAUAAUACCACACACAAGGCUGGAAAAUACUGAAACACAGUUAAGACUCAACACAACUUUCACUUCAAAAAAAUUUUUUUAAAGUUUACUAGGGAAAUAAAUGCUAGAGAGGAAAGCAGACCUUCCACAGGACGGCCUUUCAGACCAACGUGAAACAACAUGAAACAUCCCACCCCAUCCCCAACCCACCAUAAAUCCUAGUUGAUGUAAAAAAGGAGGGGGGAAAAAGGUUAAAAUAUUUCUUCCUAAAUCUCAUGCCCCAAAGAAUGUAACAGGGCGAAGGUCCUGACACUGAACUGUGUCCACCUGACAUUUCUCCUUUAGCACUUCUCUGUCAUGACGUUUGUUCCAUCUGUUUCUACUCCCAGCAAAUCCAAUCUCCUGGAGCCAGAGUUUAGUGAGUGUAGAUUACACUGGAGUCAAAUGAAGUAUGUACGUUCACCAAAAGCUCUAAGUUAACAACCAAGUAUGUAGGCCUCAGAUCUUGGUCUCAAUUCAGCAUCUGGUGAUCGACAUUUGGCACUAGCUGGAUAAAUGUCUCAUCAGAACUUGUGAGAAAAGACAGAUGCAGUUAAAUCGUAACCAAAUCAUAAGCUAAGCUGUGGUUUCAAACGGAAAAAGCAGGUAAAAAUAAGCACAUCUACAGAACUUAAGAAGUGGAGAGGAAACAUUGAUAAUGAGAUAUAAACAAAACCUAGCAAAUCGACCUGACAAAAAUUCUGGUUAAAAAAUAAAAAUAACUGAACAGAUCAUAUCUGAUAAUUUUCAAAAAUGGACAUUUUUCUACCCUUAUAGUUUAAAUACAGGCAGAUGUCUUUCUACUAAGCUUUUUCUAUAUCC